Messenger RNA from Lotus japonicus, 387 nucleotides. RefSeq lists its product as uncharacterized. The transcript has a single exon. The record is from RefSeq and is a predicted model, not a curated record. The coding region runs from base 1 to 387 and encodes 128 amino acids. Lineage: Eukaryota; Viridiplantae; Streptophyta; Magnoliopsida; Fabales; Fabaceae.
AUGGCAUUAGCAUGGAGUGUCUUAAUUGGAAAGCUUCAAACCAAGGUGGAUCUUGCAAGAAGAAAUGCUUUGCCUGGAGGGUUUAAUCGAUCAUGUGUUAUAUUUACCGGUGCAUAUGAAACAAGUUCUCAUUUGUUUCUUAAUUGUGCUGUUACAUGGCAGAAUUGGAUGAGGAUUUACGGCUGGAUGGGACUUCAAUUAGCAAUGCCAGAUCAGGUGGAUACUCACUUUAUGCAGCAUGGCAUGGGCAUGAUAAGAAAUAAAAAGGUUGGGAUGGCUUUGUCUAUGAUCUGGGUAGCUACUGUGGGGAUUAUUUGGAACACAAGGAAUAAUGUAAUUUUCAGAGGAGAGGAGGUACUGUGGAUUUUGUUCAAAUUGUGGAUCUAA